Ixodes scapularis (black-legged tick) is the source of this 1442-nucleotide messenger RNA. Its product is annotated as RING finger protein 151. Gene Ontology annotation, biological process: protein K63-linked ubiquitination; positive regulation of JNK cascade; tumor necrosis factor-mediated signaling pathway. Bases 404 to 1360 code for a protein of 318 amino acids. Gene Ontology annotation, cellular component: plasma membrane signaling receptor complex. Gene Ontology annotation, molecular function: zinc ion binding. The transcript is spliced from 4 exons. The record is from RefSeq and is a predicted model, not a curated record. NCBI's taxonomy places the organism in Eukaryota, Metazoa, Arthropoda, Arachnida, Ixodida, Ixodidae.
AUAGACAAUAGUGAACCAGACCGCCGGUACAGGGGGGACAGAGCCAGCGCCCUGAUUUUUCAGGCACGAACGGGACCCAGAGCCGGAGGUGUGAGCCACUGUGGUGUGAGCUGUACGAGGGCGACCCAACCUGUCGACUUUGCGGAGAAGAAGAUACGAUCGAGCAUAGUCGUCAGUCGAUGCAAACGUCUUGAACACACCAGGAAGAACUCCCCAAGCUGCUGCUUGGAACAUCUCACGGAUGCAGACGAAAACGGCGCGCGGAAGGAAACGGAAGACACGGAGCGCUGCCUGGUGAUGUAGGAGGGACUAUGCAUAUCCGGCAACCGGACAAUUCCGAAACUAUACAGAAGCGAAAGCUUGGAAAGCUUGGAAAGCCUCAACGUUAGAAAGCCUGCAAAGAAUGGACGCGGACCAGACUCUUCCCGAAAUAUUCCCGGAGGACUGCGACCCUCCACUGGACGACGAGCUGACCUGCGCCAUCUGCCGUGCUUUGCUGCAAGAACCCGUGGAGUGUCGUUGCCGGCACGUCUUCUGCAAGGACUGCAUCAUGGUGUGGCUGCGCACGAACAGCACCUGUCCCCUGUGCCGUGUGUCUGUGCAGGCUGCCUCCCUCGUGCCCGCCCAUCCACUUAUCCGGAACAUGCUAGGAAAUGUCAAGGUGAAGUGCCGCAGCCCUGGGUGCAGUGCCAGAGUUGCCGCGAGCAUUUACACGACGCACCUGGGCGAGUGCGAGUUCAAAGAGGUGCCGUGCCCUCACAACCUGUGCAAGCACCGCUGCCCUCGCCGCACCCUCGAGGACCACGUCAAGACGUGCCCGCACCGGAUGUUGACCUGCAAACUGGGCUGUGGCGCGGCGGUGUCCGCGGGCGAGCUGGAAAAUCACAGCUGUAUGCUCAAGCUCAGACUACAAGAAACAACAGCUAGCCUGGAGAAGUGGAAGCAAGAGGCGAGUGAACGCAGCCAGCUGGUGAAAUGCCUAGAGAACACCCUCGCAGAGAUGACGCUAGAGAGGGACGGCUGGAAGAACAAGGCGGAGGACGCCAGUCGCACGCUGGAAAGCAUGCGUGAGAGCCUCAGAGAGAUGACGGCGGACAGGGACAGCUGGAAGUUCAAGGCGGGUGACGCUGGCCGCAUGCUUGAAAGCCUACUCACCCUCGCAGAAAUGACGGCCGAUGGAGACAGCCGGAAGCGCAAGGCGGAGGACGCUAAGAACAGGCUGGAAAAUCUUCCUGAUUCUCUUGCAAGGACGACGGCAAACGGGGGAAGCUGGAAGUGCAGCGUCCCAUUGGAAACUUUCAUUGCGGUGAUUUUGGUGAUUGUGGGAAUCGUGGGAAUUUCUGUGAUAACGGUGAAGUGACAGUGACGGCGCCGACGCAGAGGACAAACAAAAAGUUUGGCAAAUGGCUUGGCCGCCUUAAUAAACUAUACUUCCAAAAAUA